Messenger RNA from Mesorhabditis spiculigera, 1245 nucleotides. The record is from the annotation of a GenBank genome assembly. Lineage: Eukaryota; Metazoa; Nematoda; Chromadorea; Rhabditida; Rhabditidae.
AUGUUGUUCUCCACGAUACGCGGCACGGCCGAGCCGUUCAGGUCGAUGCCCCAUGAGUCGGCAUGGGUGUCGGUGGCCUACGUGACGCUUGGCUUCUUCGGGUUCGUCUGCAAUUGCCUGGUAGUAGCGAUGAUACUCAGCGUUUCGGCUUACCGAAAGUCCGCCUACCUCUUAAUGGCAAAUAUUGCGGUGGCUGACGCGGUACAGUCUCUGAUUGUUGGUUGUUAUACGGGAUAUGUGCUCGUCGCCCACGCCAUCACCCAGCAGCACACUCAGCUAUUUGGGGCCACCGCCAAUUCAACAAUAAUUAACGAAGACGAGGCUGCUGUUAAAAAUCAGCUGGUAUGCGUGUUGACCAUCACCGCCUGGUUUGUGAUGAUCUACACAUACGCGGUGCUAGGGAUCAAUCGAUGUGUUUCGACGUGUUUUUACAAGACAAAACUCCGGAAGUUUAAUCGACUCCGCUGUACACAGUACAUGAUCGUUGGCGUGUGGGCGAUCAGCAUUAUUGGAGGUGUUGCUGCAUCCUUUCCCGAGCCAAUCAUCGUCGUGCAGAUCCACAUCUGGACGAUGCGGUUUAUUAAUUUUAACGCACGAUCUCAGGCCUUCAUCCUUUUCAACAUUAUCGUCAACGCCGCAUCAAUCUGUCUCCAAUGGGUGUGCUCCAUUUUCGUACUGUCGACGGUGCGAACAAUCUCCAAGCGUAUCUCUAACCACGCCAUCAGUAGUGCGAAAAUUCGGCGAUCCCAGAAGCAGCAGGUUCGCCUGUCAUUCCAAUUCUUCUACCCAUCCGUCGUGUGCACAUUGUCUUCCAUCAUGUUCUUCUCUAUGCCCCUCUAUGCUCAUCUGAUGACCAGAUGGCAUUUCCUCAUCUCUCAUCUCGUGUGGCUGGCCAACCAUCUGUGUAAUCCCUUAAUCUAUGCUUAUUUCAACGGCCGGAUGCGGGAGACGCUAGCGUUGUGGCUACGAUGUGAAAGGGACAAUGGGAAUAGUAUCGCUGAGAAGGGGAAGAAUAUCACGACGUUUGGCCAGAGUUGCAUGACGGAGGGGCGGAAGAGCACGAAGGACCAAACAACAACCCUCCUCAACUCAUCAGCCGUCAAAAAGUUUAGCCUUCCCUCGCUGCGAAUUCAUCAUGUUCCAAGAGCGCCUCGUGGAAGCCAGCCAUCUUGCGAUAUGGCAGUUUGCACGGCCCCACUCCCUAUUGUUGAAGAAGUCCAAGAAGCCGGCCGGAAGCUGACUUUC